Alternaria incomplexa is the source of this 2190-nucleotide messenger RNA. RefSeq lists its product as uncharacterized. The coding region runs from base 1 to 2190 and encodes 729 amino acids. Gene Ontology annotation, cellular component: chromatin. The record is from RefSeq and is a predicted model, not a curated record. Gene Ontology annotation, molecular function: zinc ion binding; DNA-binding transcription factor activity, RNA polymerase II-specific; RNA polymerase II cis-regulatory region sequence-specific DNA binding. Lineage: Eukaryota; Fungi; Ascomycota; Dothideomycetes; Pleosporales; Pleosporaceae. The transcript has 4 exons. Gene Ontology annotation, biological process: DNA-templated transcription; regulation of transcription by RNA polymerase II.
AUGACCACAGCGACGUUACGACUCAGCUUCCCGCAUCGCGCGCGUGCUUUCGAUGCGCUUCAGAUCGCGUCAAAUUAUCCGGCACUCCGUAGCGCGCGAGGCAGAACGGCGGAUGCUGGCGCGGAUGAGUCCACAGACGCCUUCAGUACUGGGAAUCUGCAUCCGAACAAUGUCAAUCGAGACAGCAAUGGCGAGUUCAGAACAGCGGACUUCAACGAUGCAAUAGGACAGUCCUCUGUCAAUGCAUGGGCGUGGAAUAGCAACGUCGACAACAACUUGCUCGCUUCUGACCCAUUCGACAUGCCUGGACUGAGUCUGUCAGACGUGAACUGGUUAUCGCCCCAAUACUCAGGCCCCAUUGACCUGGAUGCGCUACUCGCAAACUUCGGAGGCCAAGCUAAUGGCACCGUGGAGCAAUGGACUUGUUCCAUCGCGCCAACAACACCCUCAAUACCUGCGAUCACCACAACAUCACACUCAUCAGAUCCAAAUAGGACCAUACCUGAUACAGACCAGCAAUCAAAGGAUACUGCCUCCGUAAUAUCUACAUCGACGUCGGAAAACAGAUACUACGUCGAUGGGGCAGGUGCCAGAGCCCCGUUCGGUGGCAGAUCGCAACACUCGAUUUGCUCAGAAGAAACCAUCGACUUGCAAGAUGCGGAAGAUAAUGAUGCUUCUGCAUCGCUUGAUACCUCUGACGAAGACAAAUUAUGUCCACCAGCAGCCUAUCAAUCUCUGCUGGAAGGCAUUGCUGCUGAAAGCCGCGAUAGCCCAGUCGAUUUGAGCGCUUCGAACUUUCCCACAUAUGAGCAAGUCGUAAUCUCUGUUCGCCAGUACUUUGACCAUUUCCACCCAGUCUUCCCCUUCCUGCGGCCGUCUUCCUUCGCCCAAGAUGCUUCUAGGAGCUGGCUCCUGCUAAUCGCCGUUUUUGUUAUCGGCUCAAAGUACUCACGGCUAUCGCAGAAUUCCCAAACAAGCGAAUCUCUAUUUGGUCUGCUGAGUACUAUUCUCACCCGAAGCAAGUAUGGACUAGACCCGCAAGGUUCGGCAGGUAACGAUGACGUCGAUUACAGCCCGAGCUGUUCCCAGUUCGUUGCCCGCCCAGAUCUACGGAUUCUACAAGCUGGCAUCCUGAAUAUCGCUUGCAUGCUGCAUUCGGGUAGGAAAAUUCUGGUAGAACGUGCCCAUGUAGAACGACACUAUCUAGUAGAGGGCUGCCACACACUCCGUCUACUUGUUCAGACGAAGAAGUCUUACGAUCUGACGAGGACGGCUGAUCCUGAACAAAACCCGGACUUUCGUGAAUGGCUGUCGAGAGAGGCAAUGACACUCGAUACGAUGUUCGUGUAUCAGUUUCAGGCCAAGCCCCUCAUCCAGUUAGACGAUAUUGACGUAUUGUUGCCAUGUCACGAGGAUGUAUGGGACCGACCAGGCUUAAUUGGACAGAACCAAAGGCGUCUCACAAGUGUUACCUUUAUGGAAGCACUAGAGAUGAUCUACGUGGAAAAGCGACUACCCGUCGAUCUAGGAGAGUUCAGCAUGGGCUUACUUGUUAGUGCCAUCUAUCGCCAUACCCGGGAUGUUGUGGCCCGAGAUCGCAUUCGUCUCAACUCGUGGACACCAACAUCUACGCCACAGCGACGUAGCGAUAUGCCACCACCCAUACAACAAGACUGGUCGCCGACAACGCGAUCUUCCAUCAAAUGGCGUAACAGCGCCUGUGAUAGCUUGGAUGUCCUGCAUUGGCCUGCGAAUAGUAAGGUCGCACGCCACUCGGGCUUCGAGCACCACACUAUCCUCCAGCUGCAUCUAGCUCGCCUGAUCAUACUUGCGCCCACUAGCGCCAUACAGCGGUUCGCAUCGGGAUCUGCAUUCAACGAAGCCGCGCUAGUCGAUGCGGAAGACCGACAGUCAUUCGCAACGGCACGAAUUCAGGUCCUACAAUGGCAAGCCCACGAUCACGGUAGUACCAUAACUGGCAACGGCCAGGUUCUCGUAUUCUUCGGCACAAUAGACGCCGGAGCCUCACGGCGCUUCUCCAUCGGGGGCCUUAGUGAAGGAUCCACGCUACCGGUAGAGUGGUCACGCCCCACACGCGUCUUCCUGGAAAAUGCCGCGUCUAGGAACAUCUCCACCGGAGUUUGGCCUUCGCAGGAUCAGGCCAAGCCUGACAUGCACCCCAUGGGGUAG